CUGUCUCUCUCUGUCUCUCCUAAUUCCCAACGUCCACUCCAUAGACUCCAACAACCCACCAAAAGCCAUUUUCAACACAAACAAACUCUCAGUCUGCUUUCUUCGCCUCCUCGGCGGAUUUCUCAAUAAACCCCACAAACCCUCUUCCUCUUCCUCUUUAUAUUUAUUUAUUUCUUUGUUUGUUAUUACACUCCUAAACCCACCCACCACCCACCACACACCCCAAUAUUCCCUCUGCAUUUUCACGCACUCACAUAGCAUGGCUUCCAUUCCAUCGCAACUAUCGAAACCCAUUUUCUCCACCAAACCCACUUCGCAAACGACUCUCUUUUCGCUACCCACAACCCAGAGGAUCAAAUCUCGGCCAUUCUUGGUCCGCAGCUCCGUUGCCGUUGCGCCCUCUGCGGCCGUUGGCUCAAAGGCCUCGGACAAGGUAAAGAAUGUGAAGGCGCGGCAGAUCGUGGACAGUAGAGGUAAUCCCACGGUUGAGGUUGACCUGAUCACGGAGGAUGGCUCGCUCUAUCGGUCGGCCGUCCCCAGCGGCGCCUCCACUGGGAUCUACGAGGCCCUUGAGCUGAGAGAUGGUGACAAGAGUGUUUAUGGGGGUAAAGGAGUCCUCAAUGCCGUUAAGAAUAUUAAUGAUUUCUUGGGCCCUAAGCUCGUCGGUGUUGAUGUCAGGAACCAGACUGAUGUUGAUGCGGUUAUGCUGGAGAUUGAUGGGACCCCAAAUAAAUCAAAACUGGGAGCUAAUGCUAUUUUAGGAGUUUCUCUUAGUGUGUGCCGAGCUGGUGCAGGAGCAAAGGGAGUGCCGCUUUACAGGCACAUACAGGAAUUAUCAAAUACAAAAGAGCUUGUUAUGCCAGUCCCAGCAUUCAAUGUAAUCAAUGGAGGUAGCCAUGCCGGUAACAACCUGGCCAUGCAAGAGUUUAUGAUAUUGCCAGUAGGAGCAAGCUCAUUUUCUGAGGCACUCCGCAUGGGCAGUGAAGUUUAUCAUAUUCUGAAAGGAAUUAUCAAAGCUAAAUAUGGACAAGAUGCAUGCAAUGUCGGAGAUGAAGGUGGAUUCGCUCCAAAUGUCCAGGAUAACAGAGAAGGUCUAGUACUGCUGAUGGAUGCAAUUGAAAAGGCAGGGUACACAGGCAAGAUCAAAAUAGGGAUGGACGUUGCUGCUUCAGAGUUCUUGACUAAAGAAGGGAAGUAUGAUCUCAAUUUCAAGAAACAACCAAAUGAUGGUGCUCAUGUGCUGACAGCCGAAAGUCUUGGUGAUCUUUACAAAGAGUUUGUGAGGGACUUCCCCAUUGUAUCAAUUGAGGAUCCGUUUGACCAAGAUGAUUGGAGUUCGUGGUCAUCACUGCAAUCCUCAGUUAGCAUCCAACUCGUUGGUGAUGAUUUAUUAGUCACUAAUCCGAAAAGAAUUGCAGAAGCAAUUCAGAAGAAGGCCUGUAAUGCUUUGCUACUGAAGGUUAACCAGAUUGGGACGGUCACUGAAUCCAUUCAAGCAGCGCUUGACUCAAAGGCUGCUGGAUGGGGAGUGAUGGUUAGUCACCGCAGUGGUGAGACAGAAGACAAUUUCAUUGCUGAUUUGUCUGUCGGCUUGGCCAGUGGACAGAUCAAGACAGGAGCUCCUUGCCGAAGCGAGCGGUUAGCCAAAUAUAAUCAGCUCCUGCGUAUUGAAGAAGAACUCGGAAGUGUCCGCUAUGCUGGUGAAGCUUUCAGAUCCCCAUAGGAAAAGAGCAACCUUGACUUUUUUCAUGUUGGAGGGGUAAUCUCAAAACAAAUGAUAGUGUCUAUGUAUUCUAGAGUUGUUUGUAUAUCUAGUAUGAUUAGAGAUUUGUUGAGCGCAAAAAUUUGGCCUUGUGCACAUUAGCCAAUUGUUGAGGCAAUCCUACUAAAAAUAAUGAGUCAUCAGAGGAGAGGAAUGAUGUUUUGACUAUAACUGGAUUGGUUAAAUUCUGUGGUUCUCUCUUCCUUUUUACUUGAAAGAAACCUUCUUAUGUUGCCUCUGCGAGA
This is a messenger RNA of Sesamum indicum (sesame), 2007 nucleotides long. RefSeq names its product enolase 1 (gene ENO1). Gene Ontology annotation, molecular function: phosphopyruvate hydratase activity; magnesium ion binding. Gene Ontology annotation, cellular component: phosphopyruvate hydratase complex. Lineage: Eukaryota; Viridiplantae; Streptophyta; Magnoliopsida; Lamiales; Pedaliaceae. The record is from RefSeq and is a predicted model, not a curated record. Gene Ontology annotation, biological process: glycolytic process.